Messenger RNA from Polyodon spathula (Mississippi paddlefish), 1594 nucleotides. It is a transcript of the gene ly86, whose product is annotated as lymphocyte antigen 86. Gene Ontology annotation, biological process: positive regulation of lipopolysaccharide-mediated signaling pathway; innate immune response. Bases 288 to 764 code for a protein of 158 amino acids. The record is from RefSeq and is a predicted model, not a curated record. NCBI's taxonomy places the organism in Eukaryota, Metazoa, Chordata, Actinopteri, Acipenseriformes, Polyodontidae. The transcript is spliced from 5 exons.
CACAGUAUCACUGCUAAAAGCCUAACCUGGAUGCAGCUGAGUUAUGGGUGAUAUGGCAUUCCCUCACUUUUAUGUCUUCAAGCAGCACCAUUUAAGUUAAUUUAAUUGUAAUUUUUUUGCAUGGAAUCUCAUGACUUGUGUGGUUUUAUGCUUAAACCAUAACUAUUGUGAACAAAGUUUUUUGUAAUACAUUUAAAUUAUAAUAAUGCCCUGUCACAUGACUACAAACAACCUUCCUCUUUUCUGAGUGUUAGCACUUUAAGAGCAACAUCUAAAACACUUGAAACAUGAAGACAGUUGUAGUUGUGUUUCUGGUUACAGUUUUAUUUCCUGGCAGUUUUGAAGAAGCCAGGUGGCCAACACAUACUGUUUGCAAAAAAGAUGGCCUGGAAGUAUACUACACAAGCUGUGAUCCCUUACAGGAUUUUGGGAUGAGCUUUGAACCAUGUCCUCCUCUUCUUUCACAGAAGGUCAACAUAAGAGUCUCCCUCAUACUAAGGCAAGAUAUCAAAAAUCUCUAUCUUACUAUUGAGGGUUUUGCCAAUGGGAAACCUGUCAUACAGUUUCAUUAUACUCUCUGUGAUCCCAGCUUUGAGAGGUUAAGUUUUUGUGGAAAAAAACGAGGAGAACUUAUUUAUUAUGAGGGAGCAGUCAAAAUACCAUUGCCAAUCAUUCCUCGGGGGCAUUUUGACAUUACCUUGCUGCUGCUGAAUCAAAAUCACUUUGGUAUUGUGUGUGCCAAUGUCACCAUCAUCAAAACAUAAGACCAAUGCAACUGCAUGUGAGCUGGACAGAAAUUCUGAUACAGCCUGAACAGUGUCAUUCUUUUAACCAUACAAAAAAACAAUCAUUUCAACCGAUUUCAAUUUAAUGCCUAAAAGUUCACUGACAAAUAUAAGACACAUAUUUCUUAUGUUACACGGAAAUUAUGUUGAAAGACACAAAAUCUAAAUUUGGCAGCAGGCGUUACCGGAGAAUAUUUAACUAAAUGGUUUGUUUUAUCAAUUUAAAAAUAAUAUCUUGAAUUUUCCACUGGGGUUAAUUCAGUCCAGGUGAAGUCUUGCAAUGUUUACAUAAACAAACAGACUUGUACCAAUGAGUUACUGGUAAACUAUGAGGCUUGCAUGUUUACAUUACAAAGGAAAAACAUACUCUGCAGGUCUGAAGACAUUGAGAAAAACUAAAAAAUAAUUUUCUUUGUUUUAUGAUGUUUGCUUCAUUCUAUGUAAUUUUAAGUGCUUUUACCUGUAUUCCUUUUUUUUGUUAUUUAUUUUUAUAAGUGUUUGAAGGCUCUGUUCAGGAGCUGCUCUUCAGGUCUAGUUGCCUGCUGUAGAUACAAGUAACUUGGUCUGUCAACGUGUCAUCAGUUGAUUUUCAGUCAUUCUGAAUGGUAAGGGGGUUACAGCGGUGAGGUGGUAUACAAACUGGGCAUUUCAAAAACUUGGAAACAAAUCAUUAGACUGUCCCACAUGUUCAUCAUUCACCGUCACUUCAGAUUCAUACUCAGAUCCAGCCCUACUUACAUCUGCAUGUUAUUAAAAUAUACAAGUUUUAAAUCAAGGAUAAAUGUAAAACUCUUUGAAAUAAAAUGCCA